Leishmania mexicana MHOM/GT/2001/U1103 is the source of this 1296-nucleotide messenger RNA. RefSeq names its product dehydrogenase-like protein. Bases 1 to 1296 code for a protein of 431 amino acids. The record is from RefSeq and is a predicted model, not a curated record. The transcript has a single exon. Gene Ontology annotation, molecular function: NADP binding; NAD binding; oxidoreductase activity. NCBI's taxonomy places the organism in Eukaryota, Euglenozoa, Kinetoplastea, Trypanosomatida, Trypanosomatidae.
AUGUCAGCCAUUAAGCGCUCGCUGAACGUGGGUGUGGUCGGCAUGGGUAACAUGGGCAUUCCCAUUACCCGAAACCUCGCCUUCAAGGCACGCAGCGCCAUGUACUUGCAGAUCCACAGCCGCACUCUUAGCAAGGCGCGCCAAGUGUGCGAUGACAUGAGCGCCGAUGGCGCCACAUGCGCCAUGCGCAUCCACGACCGCUACAGUACCAUGACCAAGUGGUGUGACGUCAUCUUACUGACCUUGGCACACCGGGCCGCCUCACGGAAGGUCCUUCUGGAGGACAACGAGGCCCUCGUCACCAACGCGCGUCCUGGGCAGAUCAUCGUGGACCACACGACCGUGGACAUGGAGCUGUCGCGCGAGUGCGCCUACGAAGCAGAGCGGCGCGGCGCCGUCUUCCUCGACGCCCCGAUGAGCGGUAGUCCGAAGCAGGCCUUCAACAACCAGCUCGUGCUCAUGGUGGGUGGGCCGGCGGAGCAGGUGCAGCGGGUGUCGCCAAUCUUCCGUAUGUAUGCGGACAACAUUCAUCACAUGGGCGCCAACGGCAGCGGCACGGCGGCCAAGCUGCUCUCUCAGGCGCUGGUGGCCUCCCACAAUGCCGCCGCCGCGGAGGCGAUGACAAUUGCGAAUCGGCUCGGCAUCGAGGACUACCAGAAGCUCAUCCAAGUCUUGGACGCCUCAUGGGGCUCAAGCACUAUGCUGCGCCGCAACGCGCCAACGAUGCAGGACCUGGUGCGCAACCCGGACAAGCUGGCACCGUCCUCUGGCGCCAGCAUCGACAACCUUCUCGAGGAUCUCGCGCUGCUGGACGCCUCCUUACCAAAAAUCGAGAAGGGCGACGACGGCAAUGGUGGGCGCGAGGUUGAGGAGGAGCGCUUCCCUGUGUUAGACGCGUCACUGCGCAUGCUGGGCGCCGCCGCCGAAUCUGGGAUGGGUGACCGUGAUAUGGCGGCCGUCAUCCACUACAUCCCGGCGGCAGCCGUCAUGGAGAAAGAGGAAGGGGUCCGCGUCCAGCCUCGCGGGCUCACGUCCGGCGCUUUUCUUGACCGAAACGCCACCGGAAGGGUGAGCAGCGGUCCAGCAGCGGCAGCAUGGGCUGCAGGAGUAACUUCGUCGCCGCCGGUGUCGGCGGAAAUCGAGAUGGACCCCGGCUCGCUGGCGGACUCACUCAGUGCCGCCGAAAGCAGCGGCAACGACAACGGCAGCACGGCGCAAGCCGCAUCGAUCGCGGAGUCGCUAGCAACGCCUUCCUCGCAGCAGUCCCCAGCCUUCACCUUGGAGGACUUCUACUAG